GUGGAGAUGAGAUGAGAGAGACAGAGAGAGAGUUUGCACCACAAAGCAUAGGAAACGAUUGGUUUCGGCUUAGAGUGAAGCAAAGAAGAAGAUGCUGGCCAUGGAGGCAUUGGCUUUCUCGCCUCGCUCUCUCUUGUUCACAAGGCCUCCUUUCUUCUCCCACUCUUCCGCAAAAGCCUUCUCAGUCUCCAGGCCGCUUUCAGAGCCAGAAACUAGGGUUUCAGCUCUCCGCAGGGGGAGAAAUGGACUCUCUACUCUGUCAGCUGUGGCCACCAACGCCGCUGCCUCCAGCGCUGAACAGAAGGCAGCGCCCGAGGAGGAGGAGAAACUCGUUCUCCCCACCAAUGAGUCGUCCCAGAGGCUGCUCAGGAUCCGCCACACCUGUGCUCAUGUGAUGGCCAUGGCUGUUCAAAAGCUCUUCCCUGAUGCGAAAGUGACCAUUGGUCCGUGGAUAGAAAAUGGGUUUUAUUACGAUUUUGAUAUGGAUCCUUUGGCUGAUAAAGACCUGAAAAGGAUUAAGAAGGAGAUGGAUCGCAUAAUUGGUCAAAAUUUACCAUUGAUCAGAGAAGAAGUUACCAGAGAUGAAGCUCAGAAACGAAUAAUGGCUGUCAAUGAACCCUACAAGAUAGAAAUAUUGGAGAGCAUCAAGGACGAUACCAUAACAAUCUAUCACAUUGGUAAUGAAUGGUGGGACCUUUGUGCUGGGCCCCAUGUUGAGUCUACAGGAAAAAUUAACAGGAAAGCUGUUGAUCUUGAAUCUGUUGCUGGUGCUUACUGGAGAGGAGAUGUAAAUAAGCCAAUGCUUCAAAGAAUUUAUGGCACGGCAUGGGAGAAUGAAGAACAAUUGAAAGCAUAUCUUCAUUUUAGAGAGGAGGCUAAACGCAGGGAUCAUAGGCGUCUUGGCCAAGAUCUUGAUCUAUUCUCUAUACAGGAUGAAGCUGGCGGAGGUUUGGUGUUCUGGCAUCCAAAAGGGGCUGUUAUUAGGAAUAUAAUAGAAGAUGCCUGGAAAAGGACUCACAUGGAACAUGGUUAUGAUCUGUUAUAUACUCCACAUGUGGCAAAAGCAGAUCUUUGGAAGAUUAGUGGUCAUCUGGACUUCUACAGAGAGAAUAUGUAUGACCAGAUGAAGAUUGAGGAAGAACUUUACCAGCUUCGACCAAUGAACUGCCCUUACCAUAUUUUGGUCUAUAAAAGGAAGCCACACUCUUAUAGGGAUUUUCCAAUCAGAGUUGCAGAGCUGGGAACUGUAUAUAGAUAUGAAUUGUCUGGAAGCUUACAUGGCCUUUUCCGAGUAAGGGGUUUCACGCAGGAUGAUGCACACAUAUUUUGUUUAGAUGAUCAGAUUAAAGAUGAGAUCAGGGGUGUUCUAGAUCUCACAGAAGAAAUAUUGCUGCAAUUUGGCUUUAGUAAGUAUGAAGUGAACCUUUCUACCAGGCCAGAGAAAGCUGUGGGAGGUGAUGAUAUAUGGGAAAAAGCAACAUCUGCCCUUAAAGAUGCAUUGGAUGAUAAAGGUUGGAGCUAUCAGGUUGAUGAAGGGGGUGGUGCCUUCUAUGGUCCAAAGAUUGAUCUCAAAAUAGAAGAUGCUCUUGGAAGGAAAUGGCAGUGCUCAACCAUACAGGUUGAUUUUAAUUUACCACAGCGUUUUGAAAUCACAUAUGUUGACUCAAACUCAGUGAAGAAGCGGCCUAUCAUGAUUCAUAGAGCAGUUCUUGGAUCCUUGGAACGAUUUUUUGGAGUCCUCAUAGAGCAUUAUGCUGGAGAUUUUCCAUUAUGGCUUUCUCCAGUCCAAGCUCGAGUUUUACCAGUGACAGAUACACAACUUGAGUACUGUAAUGAAGUGACCAGGAAACUGAAAGCAAAUGGUAUUCGAGCAGAAGUUUGCAGUGGCGAGCGACUCCCUAAACUCAUCCGAACUGCAGAGAAGCAGAAAAUACCGUUGAUGGCUGUUGUUGGGCCCAAGGAGGUGGAGACACAAACAGUUACUGUUAGAUCUAGGUUUGGUGGGGAACUGGGUACAAUGGCAAUUGAUGAUUUUAUUAGCAGAACCAAAUAUGCCUCAGCAAACAGAUCAUCAUUUUGAAACUCUGGCUGUCUGCAAUUCUUGGCAGUCUAUGAUGGAAAGGUACUCUCUCUUACCACAAUUACUUGGUGUACACAGAUAAAAGAUAAAAAGGGAUAUAGCAUGAAGAAGAGAAUUUUAGUCCCAAAAUCUUCUUUCUUUCUUUCUUUCUUUUUUAUUCCUUUACCUGGCCUAUCUCCAUGUGGAAAUGUGAUGGAAAAUAAAUGAGUAAGUUGAUUACAUAAAGAGGAGUUCUGGAGCAUUUUAUAUUAUGCUGUGAUAAUAGAAAAGAUUUUGGGAAGUGAAAAAAUAACAUUUAGUGUCUCUGCACAGAGGCUGUUUACUUGCAUGAUAACAUAUCAAGUCUUAUGUGGGAUUAUAAUUCAUGUUUGAAUGAUGCUCGCUUAAUGCAAGUCUCUUUUUUUGGUCUGAGCUUGGGACCAACUGUAGACAGGAAUUCAUAUAUGGAGUAAUGCCGUUUACUUGGAUGUGCUUGAAAAUUUGUAUAAAAAUUGUGUUUCAACACAUUACCCUA
Messenger RNA from Diospyros lotus (date-plum), 2594 nucleotides. Its product is annotated as threonine--tRNA ligase, chloroplastic/mitochondrial 2. The transcript is spliced from 8 exons. Lineage: Eukaryota; Viridiplantae; Streptophyta; Magnoliopsida; Ericales; Ebenaceae. Gene Ontology annotation, molecular function: threonine-tRNA ligase activity; ATP binding. The record is from RefSeq and is a predicted model, not a curated record. The coding region runs from base 92 to 2080 and encodes 662 amino acids. Gene Ontology annotation, cellular component: cytoplasm; mitochondrion; chloroplast stroma. Gene Ontology annotation, biological process: threonyl-tRNA aminoacylation.